UCUGUUGCAACAAGGUGUUUUUGCAUGCGCCUUCGCUCCAAGGCUGAGCAACACUUGGACACUCCGAUAAGGCUGUAGGCACACCGACAGCGUGUAUUGAUGAAACCACAGGCUGCACGGAAGCUCGUUGUUUUCCUACGCUGCAUUGUCUCCACGGCGCCGCAGGCAUGGAGCAGAAGUGAGAGCAAAUCCAUGGAUGGCCAGUUAGACGCCUGUACAGCACACUCCUGUAGUGCACCAGCACCAUGACGAGCCCCAUCCUACCACAGACUCGGCUAUAGCGGCCAUCUGUCUCCAUGGUGAGGGAGAGCUCUUGGACCUUGACUCAGUUGCCAUGGUGAUCCUGUAGCGAGCAACAGCCACAAUGGGAACGUCCAGGAUGUUCCGCAUUUUUGUCGUCCUGGGCUCGGCCUUCAUGAUCCUCCUGAUCAUUAUCUACUGGGAUGACGUCGGAGCGUCUCACCUGUAUUUGCACACUCCUGUGUCACCGGGACCCAAAAUCCCACAACCCCCACCUCCCCAGCAGCGGCCCCAAACCUCCCGAACCCCGUCCUUCCUGUCCGACAUCGAUGCCUUCGUUAACCAGUUCUUAGAGCCGGGAACUGGUGAGCCCACAGACCCCGCCCCAGCAGACACUAACCAAUCAGAGAAAGCAGAAGAACGGUAUAUACCGCGGCGGGAGUGGAAGAUUCACCUGGCUCCUGUAGCAGCAGAGCUCCGUGAGAGACAGGUUAAUAUAUGA
Molecule: messenger RNA, 742 nt
Organism: Micropterus dolomieu (smallmouth bass)
Lineage: Eukaryota; Metazoa; Chordata; Actinopteri; Centrarchiformes; Centrarchidae
Product: carbohydrate sulfotransferase 12-like
Exons: 2
Coding region: 365-742 (125 amino acids)
Source: RefSeq, a predicted model, not a curated record